Messenger RNA from Bombyx mandarina (wild silkworm), 2404 nucleotides. RefSeq names its product minichromosome maintenance 10 homolog (gene Mcm10). NCBI's taxonomy places the organism in Eukaryota, Metazoa, Arthropoda, Insecta, Lepidoptera, Bombycidae. Gene Ontology annotation, biological process: DNA replication; DNA replication initiation. Gene Ontology annotation, molecular function: DNA replication origin binding; single-stranded DNA binding. The record is from RefSeq and is a predicted model, not a curated record. Gene Ontology annotation, cellular component: nuclear replication fork; nucleus.
AAUAUGUUUAUAGUUUUACACCGCCUUUAAUCUCGUCUUGAAUAGCACAUAUAAAACUACUAAUGUUAAUUUCACAAAACAGUGCAUUUCUAUAGAAGCUAGUGAAUUCAUAUAGUUGCUAAAUAAAAAUAAGUUCAUAAGCAAUCACACAAAUUAAAUGAAACUUAGCCAAUAAAAGUCAAUAACAAUAACAAUAAAAAAUGGACGAGAAAGAUGAAUUAUCACAGCUUGAAGAACUGCUCAGUGCUGACUUCGGUGAAAAUACUGAAAUGAAUGCACAAAAUAACACCAAAGAAGUAGACAUAUUUCAGCAAACUACAAACUUAAGAAGUGAAAUGCCAUCAUCAAGUACAGCUGAAGUUCCUUCUAUUGUACACAAUGGAGAUACUGAUUCUUCAGACGACGAGGAAAAGCGGGACUAUGCAGAAAGGAAGUACAAUGAUUACGGUUCACAAGUAAAAAAAUCAUUAGACAAAAUUGAACAAGAUCAAAUUAAUCAAAGACUGGAUUUUGAGAGUAGAUUACGACAAACAAACAUGGAAACUAAAGUUUCACGUUAUUCCAAAUUCACAAAAAAACCUAACAUUGAACCUAGAAAUGUGUUCAGUCCUCCUAAAGUGAAAAGUAAUAAAAAUGCAGAUGUUUACACAGACCCUAUAUUCAAUAUUAGGAUUACAAAGCCAUUGCUAUCUAGUUCAGUUUUGCUAGAGAGAAUGCAAGGUAGAGAAGCUAUAAGCAUGCUUAGAGUAAAAAGGCAUGUUGAGAAUGAAGACUUGUCAAAAGAUUGGGUGAUUGCAGGUGUUAUUGUUAGGAAAAGUUCAACUAAACAAUCUCAGAAAGGAAGUCAGUUUAUUAUAUGGACUCUCAGUGAUUUAAAAGAUGAUAUGAAAACGGUUUCUAUAUUUUUAUUUAGGAAAGCCUAUAAUGAACUAUGGAAAACUGCUGAAGGAACAGUUGUUGCAGUUCUUAACCCUAAUGUAUUAGAUAGAUCACAGAAUAGCGCAGAUCAGGCUUGCCUCAGUGUUGAUAAUCCUGACAGAGUUAUGAUCAUAGGACUCUCCAAAGAUUUUGGUAUUUGUAAAAGUAAGAAGAAAAAUGGGGAACCAUGCACAGCCUUUGUCAAUAUGAAUCAAUGUCAACACUGCAUUUAUCAUGUAAAACAAGAAUACCAAAAGUUUUCACAGAGACAAGAACUACAAUCUUCAACCAUGGGCAAGGGUUUAGUAAGUUUACAAAAUAAAGUUUUAGGAAAAAACACUGUGAUCUAUGGAGGCAAAGCAUAUUCAGCCUUACAAAGCGGAAAUAACAAAAAGAUAAAAGAAAAAGAUCAAAACAGACUGAUGUCACUCAGUGACUAUUACAAAACUGAGGGUGACAAGUUAAUCACUAACAAAAUGCCUUAUGGGGCAGGAUUUGUGAAGAACAAUAGUGCAUUACACAGUCCGACUACACAAAAAACUAGUGAUACUGAAAGACUCAGCAAAUUGUCCAACUUUAAUACACCUACAAACUCAAAACAACUUAGCCUUGCAGAAAAACUGACUAAUUCUCCCACAUUAGGCAAAGGAUUUAGUAUAAAAGGCAGUGGAACAAUAGACCUAAAUAUAUCAUACAAACAAAAGGUAGCUGAAAAAGCAAAAUCCAAUGCAAUCAGAAUAAUUCAACAGAAUGGUGGAUUACCAAAAUUAGAUCCUAAUAAUUUAAAUGGAACUGCUGCUGGGAAAAAAAGAGCUUUAGAAAAAUUGAAUGGAAUGAAUGAUGAGAAUAGCAGUAAAAAAGCAAAAUCCAAUCAUGAACAGAGCAACACUGGGAAAAUACUCUCUGAAAGGUUCCGUAAAAUAUUAGAAGCCACAUCAGUACAUCAAGACUUAGUAAAACAACAUGAAGAUGAUGAACAAGAGAAGUAUUUUAACAAAUUAGAGAAAAAGGAAGCAAUGGAAGAAAAAAUGUUGAGCACAUAUAAACUUCCAUGCAAAGCAGUAAGAUGUGCUAAAUGUAAAUACACUGCAUUUUCUGCUGCUCAACGGUGUAAAGAUGAAAGACAUCCUCUAAAAGUAUUAGAUACAUUUAAGAGGUUCUUUAAAUGUUUGGAUUGUAAAAAUAGAACUGUUUCUUUAGAAUUGCUGCCUCUGCAUUCUUGUAAUAAUUGUGGAAGUUCACGGUGGGAGAAAGCUCCAAUGUUAAGAGAAAAGAAAAUAACGACACUUUCUGAUGGUUUAUCCAUCAGGGGUGAAGAAGAAACAUUUUUGGGUGGACAAGUUGCUACUGGCAAAAAUAUAAAUCUAUUGGUACCAGACAGCUAACAUAAAAGCAAGAUUAAUUUUAUACUGAGUUUAAAUGUUUUGAUACUAUUUAUACACUUUAAUUAUUAUAGGAUUAAAUUUUAAAUAAAAAUCAUAGUGAA